Molecule: messenger RNA, 1224 nt
Organism: Aspergillus ibericus CBS 121593
Lineage: Eukaryota; Fungi; Ascomycota; Eurotiomycetes; Eurotiales; Aspergillaceae
Product: purine-nucleoside phosphorylase
Exons: 2
Coding region: 1-1224 (407 amino acids)
Biological process (GO): transmembrane transport
Cellular component (GO): endoplasmic reticulum
Source: RefSeq, a predicted model, not a curated record
AUGCAGCUCCUUCAAUCCCUCUCCGCGGGCCUGCUGCUCGCCGGCAGCUGCCUCUCCCUGGCCGGUGCCCGCUCCAUUCCCCAGGCCAAGGGUCUCGCCGUGCGCCAGACCCCCCAGAAGAUCGCCCCCAAGGUCUUUAUCAUGUCCAUGUUCGAGCCCGAAGCCGCCAUCUGGUGGGGCAUUCCUGAGUUCGACCUGCUCGCCCACAACAUCACCAUCCCCGGUGCUUCUCCCCUCUUCCCGGAUGUCCACUGUACCGCCGACUACAGCAUCUGCCAGCUCGUCACCGGCGAGUCGGAGAUCAACGCCGCCGUCACCGUCUCCUCCAUCAUCUUCAACCCUCUCUUUGACCUGACCAGCACCUACUUCCUCAUCGCCGGUAUCGCCGGUGUCAAUCCCGAGGAGACCACCAUCUGCAGUGUGACUUUCGCCCGCUAUGCCGUCCAGAUCGCCCUGCAGUACGAGAUUGACAUCCGCGAGAUGCCCGCCAACUCCACCACCGGCUACUUCCCCCAGGGCUCCUACUACCCCUGGCAGUACCCCGGUAACAUCUACGGCACUGAGGUGUUCGAGGUGAACGACAACCUGCGUAAGCUGGCCGUGGCCUUUGCCAGCAAUGCCACCCUGGCCGACAGUGACACCGCCAAGGCCUACCGUGCCAACUACGCCACUGCUGAUGGCAUCUACGCCGCGGGUGCGGCCGCCCCCUCCGUCGUCGAGUGUGAUGUGGCUACCAGCGACGUCUACUACAGCGGCAACAUCCUGGGUGAGACCUUCUCCAACUUCACCACCCUCCUGACCAACGGCACCGGCAACUACUGCGCCAGCGCCCAGGAGGACAACGCCAGUCUGGAGGCGCUGCUCCGCGCGGCCAAGUUCAACAUCACCGACUUCUCGCGGAUCAUCGUCAUGCGCACCGCCUCGGACUUUGACCGUCCCUACCCCGGCGAGUCUGCGCGGGAGAACCUGCUGUACGCGUCCACGGGCUCGUACGAGCCGUCCGUGCAGAACCUCUACAACGCCGGUGUCAAGAUUGUCGAGGGUAUCCUCAACAACUGGAACAGCACCUUUGCUGCCGGUGUCAAGCCCAGCAACUACAUCGGUGACAUCUUCGGCACCCUGGGUGGUACCCCUGACUUUGGCCCGGGUCGCUACGAGUCCCUGGUGGAUGCGGGUGUGUUGAAGAAGCGUGGUGUGUCGAAGCGCUCCAUGCGGGGGUUGUAA